Messenger RNA from Zingiber officinale, 944 nucleotides. Its product is annotated as B-box zinc finger protein 32-like. The record is from RefSeq and is a predicted model, not a curated record. NCBI's taxonomy places the organism in Eukaryota, Viridiplantae, Streptophyta, Magnoliopsida, Zingiberales, Zingiberaceae. The coding region runs from base 138 to 839 and encodes 233 amino acids. The transcript has a single exon. Gene Ontology annotation, molecular function: zinc ion binding.
UAAUUAAAUAAUUUUGACCAUCUUCUUCCUCUUCCGACCACAAAACCAGACCCGAUUUACCUAAACCGGCAGCAGGUUUCUUCCGGUUCGCCGCCUUAAAAAGGAAGGCGCAACGGCGUAUCCUUCCGACGGCACCGAUGGAGAAGCAAUGCGAGCUGUGCGGCGGCGGGGCCUCCCUCUAUUGCGACUCCGACGACGCCUUCCUCUGCUGGUCCUGCGACGCCUCCGUCCACGGCGCUAACUUUCUCGUUGCCCGGCACGUCCGCCGCGUGGCCUGCGCGGAGUGCCGCGCCGUCGACGGUGGAGCCUGCGUCGUCUCCGGAGCCGUGGUUCGGCCCUUUCGCUCCCUCUGCAGCCACUGCGAUGGAGCCGAGCACUCGAGCUCGUCUUGCCUGUCCGCCGCCGAGUCGAGGACUGCGUCUCGGCCGGAGAAGCAGCGAGGACCGUCGAAGCGGCGGGGUCGGCGGCGCCAGUUUGGAGACGAGAGGGCGGAGCGGGUGUUGAGUGUUUGGAGUGGCAAAUUGGGGCUGAGGAUCGCGCGCCGAUGCGCGACCGCAGCAGCGCGAUUACUCUCUUCUCGUUCGGUGGUCGUCGGCGCGAAGCCAGGACGGGUGGCUCUCGCGGCCGCGCUCUGGUUCGCCGUCAAGAUCUUCGCACGGCAUGACAAGGGCGACGACGGCGUCGAGAAUGAGGAUGGCAACGAGGAGCCUUCCAGUUCCGGAGAUUUGGGGUGCGGCAUGGGCGCGGUGCUCCGGCGUCUCGAAGCGUGCUCGGGGGUGCCGGCGAGGUUCAUCGAGGUCGCCGAGUCCCGAUUCCCCCGCGUCGCGUCCUGUCGCUGAGUCACUGAACUCGCUUCCAGAACGCUUACCCCCACGCACGUGAGCGACACAUGCUGUCCAUAAUUUUUUUAAGGAAAUUAAUAAACUUUUAAUUUUUUUUUUUCA